Neohortaea acidophila is the source of this 561-nucleotide messenger RNA. RefSeq lists its product as uncharacterized. Lineage: Eukaryota; Fungi; Ascomycota; Dothideomycetes; Mycosphaerellales; Teratosphaeriaceae. Bases 1 to 561 code for a protein of 186 amino acids. Gene Ontology annotation, molecular function: protein binding. The transcript is spliced from 3 exons. The record is from RefSeq and is a predicted model, not a curated record.
AUGGCACAGCUCAACGACCAGAGAGCGGACGCUAACGCCUGCAUGAUUGAACGCAUGUUCUUCAUCCACGAAGGCGUCCUAGAUCGAGAGGGAACGUUCUUCUACUCCGCCUUACGGAAGUGCUGGCAAGAAGGGAAGCGUCGCCUCAUUGAGCUCCCGAAAGACGAUCCAGAGAGCUUUCGACUGUACGCCCAGUGGUUGUACACCCACGAGAUCUAUGUCAACAAGCCUGAUGGAGACAAGAACUACGCUAUUCUCAUCGAUCUCUACCUCCUAGGCGAUAAGAUCCUGGACCGCGAAUUCCAAGACUGCAUCACGGACGCCCUCCACGCCGCCACGAGAGAUGCCGUGGUGGAUCCAGAGCAGGGUGUCGUUCGAACAUAUCCGGACUUCGAAGAAACAAUCGACACCCUGUACCGCAACACGCCCAAAGGCGAUCCCAUGCGGCGGCUCAUGGUCAACUUGUACGUUCAAAACGGCGACAAGACGUGGCUUGAAGCAGAGGCCGACGUCAACCAUGAGUUCCUCGCGGAUGUCGCCAUCGCACUGUACAAACGAUGA